GAAUUUUCGUGUAUUCGUUGUUUUGAUCUCGUCUAGUGCACCACGUGCUUUCUUUUUUAAAAAAGAAUAUUUGUGGGAAACCCCUAAACUUUACACAAAAUGUAUCUCAUGUAUUACUUGAACGAAGAAGGCAAACGCGUGUACACGCUGAAGAAGGUUGAUCCAGCAGGUAAUCCCACUUCCUCAGCUCAUCCAGCUCGUUUCUCGCCUGAAGACAAAUACUCCAGGGAAAGGAUAACAGUCAAACAGAGGUUCGGCAUCCUGAUGACACAAAAACCAACUCCAGUUUAUUAAGUAUAGCAUUUCGAUGCUAUCAUUAAUGUUAAGGCCUUUUACAAUAUAUAAUUCGAUAAGUUAAUAAAGUGUACAA
This is a messenger RNA of Nicrophorus vespilloides, 370 nucleotides long. Its product is annotated as H/ACA ribonucleoprotein complex subunit 3. Bases 100 to 294 code for a protein of 64 amino acids. Gene Ontology annotation, molecular function: box H/ACA snoRNA binding; telomerase RNA binding. Gene Ontology annotation, biological process: positive regulation of telomerase RNA localization to Cajal body; snRNA pseudouridine synthesis; rRNA pseudouridine synthesis. NCBI's taxonomy places the organism in Eukaryota, Metazoa, Arthropoda, Insecta, Coleoptera, Silphidae. Gene Ontology annotation, cellular component: box H/ACA snoRNP complex; box H/ACA telomerase RNP complex. The record is from RefSeq and is a predicted model, not a curated record. The transcript is spliced from 3 exons.